AUGUAUGAAAGUAGAAACAAUUCAGUCCCAAGAUCAUUAUAGUAAUUGCAGUACUUGAAACAAUAUCAUAUCAUGGAUAUUUCAAAUGAUAAACAAUAGAUUUCUAAUUAUCUUGACAUUUUAAAUUAGGAAACAGAUGUAUAUUAUCUAUUUGAUUCUUUUCAUUCUCUUUUGAAUUCCGUUAAAUAAGCUGAGGAAACAAAGAUUACUAAUAAACCAAGAUAAAAUACAAUUGAUUGGUGGAAAUUAACUAAUUAAUCAUAUAGUUGGGCAGGUUUGAAAAAUAUCAAAGGGAUUUCAAACACUCCAUCCAAGAUCAGAGAAACUAAUGAUAGUAAUCAUGCUAGAUAAAUUGGAUAAGUUGAAUUGUAGGUUUUCAGUGAAAAGGAUCUCUAAAAUAAUAAGUAAGAUAGAAUUCUGCUUAGUGUAUAUUAACUGUAAAAUAAGUAUUAUAAAUGUCAUAUGGGAUUCUGUCAAUUAUAGAAAUUGGAAGGGUAAGUAGUAAACAUUAAUAAAUUAUAUAUAGCUAAAUGGUAUAGAAAAGUAGGCAAUUAUUUUGAAUUAAUAUAAGAAUUUAUUAAAUAUAUCUUGUCUGUGUUGUAGGCACAAAGAGUUAAGAUUAAGAUAAAUUCUAGUUAAGGAUCAUAAAUUAAGUAUCUCUAAUAAUUAGGGUUUAAAUUAUCCUAAACUAUUUCAUUAAUAAAUGAUCUAAAAAUAUUUACUUUAAUUUUAGACAAAUAAUGA
Molecule: messenger RNA, 744 nt
Organism: Paramecium sonneborni
Lineage: Eukaryota; Ciliophora; Oligohymenophorea; Peniculida; Parameciidae
Source: the annotation of a GenBank genome assembly